AGUUCACAAGCGCUAUCUGCAUAGGUAAAUAUUAGCAAGUCUAAUCAAGUUGAAAUUCAUUUAAAUCAUGUUAAAUGGCUGAUUGUUCUCGCAAGAUGUUUAGCGAUGAAAGGCUCCCACUGUUCUCCAAAAAUGGAUACACUUCGGACGAGAGUAUUAGUGGAAACACCUCAAAUGAUGUAGUGGUUCCGGUGUAUGGCACAACUUGCGAGCCAGCUGUUUCCAACGCAAAAUUAGUGCCAGUAGAAGAACGGAUAACAUACACGUGGAGUGGCAUCAAUGUCUUCACCAAUGUGGGCAUGGUUAGUAACGAGUCCAAUUUUUUCCCUUGUUGGAACACCAAUCUGGAUCAAGGCGUACAAGGGAAGCAUUUGCUGAAGAAUGUGAGCGGCAUGGCUUAUCCGGGCGAAUUACUGGCAAUUUUAGGCUCAAGUGGAGCGGGAAAAACAACUUUACUUAACGCCUUAACUUUUCGUUCGGCAAAAAACAUCACUGUAACCGGAACACGAUGUGUUAACGGAACCACCGUUAAUUCCAAAGCGCUGACAAGCUUAUCUGCUUAUGUGCAACAAGACGAAUUGUUCAUCGGGAGUUUAACCGUUAAAGAACAUCUGAGGUUUCAGGCCCUCGUCAGGAUGGAUGCGAAUAUUUCCUAUGAGGAAAGAAUGCAGCGCGUCAAUGAGGUCAUUCUUGAGAUGACUUUAAACAAGUGCGAAAACACUUGCAUCGGAAUUUCAGGCCGGCUGAAGGGCAUCUCGGGGGGCGAACUGAAGCGACUUUCCUUUGCAGCCGAAGUUCUAACGAAUCCUUCGCUGAUGUUUUGCGAUGAACCAACAUCAGGCCUUGAUUCCUUCAUGGCCUUAAACGUCGUGCAGACAUUGAAAUCUAUGGCCCAAAGUGGGAAAACGGUGAUUUGCACCAUCCAUCAACCCUCUUCCGAACUGUACACCAUGUUUGAUAAGUUGCUGUUGAUGGCCGAAGGCCGCAUUGCUUUCUUGGGCACUCCUGAGGAUGCUGAUUUGUUUUUCAGAGAAUUAGAAGCGCCUUGUCCAAAAAACUACAAUCCUGCCGAUUAUUUCAUCCAGCUGCUGGCCAUCGUGCCGGGCAAUGAAGAAUCCUGCAGGAAUGCCGUCAAUAUGAUUUGCGACAGAUUUCAGCGCUCUGAGGCGGGAGUUCAGGUUGCUCUGGAAUCUGCAACUGCCUCGGGCGAGUUUCUCAGGCAUAACGGAACGGAAGUGUGGCUGAAUGGAAAUAAUGGAAACAAGAGCCCGUAUAAGGCUUCUUGGUGUGCUCAGUUUAGAGCUGUGGUUUGGCGCUCUUGGUUGAGCAUAAUUAAAGAGCCUCUCCUGGUUAGAGUGCGUCUGUUCCAGACUAUUUUGGUCUCUUUGGUAUUAGGUGCGAUUUAUUACGGUCAGGUCAUUAACCAAGACGGCGUUAUGAAUAUAAAUGGGGCCAUUUUCUUGUUUCUGACUAAUAUGACAUUUCAAAACGUGUUUGCGGUCAUCAAUGUGUUUUCAGCCGAAUUGCCGAUUUUCCUGCGCGAGCACAAAAACGGCAUGUAUAGGACCGAUGUGUACUUUCUGGGAAAAACCAUAGCCGAUAUUCCGAUUUUUAUUUUUCUGCCCAUCUUAUUUACAGCAAUUUGUUACUACAUGAUUGGCCUGAACAGUCAAAUGCCCCGGUUUUUUGUCGCAUGCGGUAUAGUUAUUUUGGUCGCUAACGCAGCAACGAGUUUUGGCUACCUGAUUUCGUGCAUUUCCCCAACAGUGGCAAUGGCUCUGUCCAUUGGCCCGCCUUUAUUAAUCCCUUUUCUGUUGUUUGGAGGGUUUCUGUUGAACAUCAAGUCUAUUCCUAUCUACUUCCAAUGGUUAGCCUACUUGUCGUGGUUUAAAUACGGGAAUGAAGCCCUAAUGGUAAACCAAUGGGACAAUAUUUCCAGUAUUCAGUGCCCAGCAGGAAAUUCUUCCUGCCCUAAAGAUGGCCAUGUGGUUUUGGAAGUCUACAGUUUUGCUUCGGAGAACUUAGCGCUAGACAUCUGUUCUUUGUUUGGGCUGAUUAUUCUGUUCAGAGUGUUGGCCUUUUGUGCGCUGCUGUGGAAAACCUACAAAGAUACUGAGCCAAACACAGCGUAAAUUUAGCAUUUUAUGGAUUGUGCUAUUAACAAAAUUUAAUAAAUAAAGAUUAUAUGAAGGUUGAA
Molecule: messenger RNA, 2197 nt
Organism: Dendroctonus ponderosae (mountain pine beetle)
Lineage: Eukaryota; Metazoa; Arthropoda; Insecta; Coleoptera; Curculionidae
Gene: w
Product: protein white
Exons: 13
Coding region: 75-2132 (685 amino acids)
Biological process (GO): transmembrane transport
Cellular component (GO): plasma membrane
Molecular function (GO): ATP hydrolysis activity; ATP binding; ABC-type transporter activity
Source: RefSeq, a predicted model, not a curated record